GGGGCGGCUUGCGCUCUUUCCCGUCCGGAUUCUGGAUUCCUUGCGAGGGUCAUGCUCCUUGAGCUGAGCGGCGCUGGGAUUCUGGGAUUUGGCCGGACGCCGACCGCACCCCGCCGCACCGAUGUGGGGCCCUUUUCCGGACGCUGGGAAUGUCCGGCCGGGAGCCACACCGAACCAGCUGGAUGCUCCGCGGCCCCUCAACUGGACCAUCCGGAAACUGUGCCAUGCCGCCUUCCUGCCUUCCGUCCGGCUGCUGAAGGCGCAGAAAUCGUGGAUCGAGAGGGCUUUCAGCAAGAGAGAAUGCGUGCAUAUCAUCGUCAGCACCAAAGACCCCCAUAGGUGCUGUUGUGGGCGUCUCAUUGGCCAGCAUGUGGGCCUGCCCCCCAGCAUCUCGUCCAAUCAGAACGACAAGUCGGAGCGCUUGUCGAAGAACGACAGCUUGUCAGAGAAAUGGUCCAUCAGCAAGCACACGCAGCUGAGUCCCACCGAUGCCUUCGGGACCAUCGAGUUCCAGGGAGGGGGGCAUUCCAACAAAGCGAUGUACGUGAGGGUGUCCUACGACACAAAGCCGGACCUGCUGCUGCACCUGAUGACUAAAGAGUGGCAGCUGGAGCUCCCCAAGCUGCUCAUCUCUGUACACGGGGGUCUCCAGAACUUCGAGCUGCAGCCCAAACUGAAGCAGGUGUUCGGCAAGGGCCUCAUCAAGGCCGCCAUGACUACCGGUGCCUGGAUCUUCACCGGGGGCGUCAAUACAGGGGUCAUCAGGCAUGUGGGCGACGCUCUGAAAGACCACGCCUCCAAAUCCAGGGGCAAAAUCUGCACCAUUGGCAUCGCCCCCUGGGGUAUAGUAGAGAACCAGGAGGACCUCGUGGGCAAAGAUGUGGUCCGGCCUUACCAGACCAUGUCCAACCCAAUGAGUAAAUUGACCGUUUUGAACAGCCUGCACUCCCACUUCAUCCUGGCAGACAACGGCACCACGGGCAAGUACGGCGCUGAGGUCAAGCUUCGCCGGCAGCUGGAGAAACACAUCUCCCUGCAGAAGAUCAACACACGAAUCGGCCAGGGAGUCCCUGUGGUGGCUCUGAUUGUGGAGGGUGGCCCUAACGUGAUCUCCAUCGUGCUGGAGUACCUGAGGGACACACCCCCUGUGCCUGUAGUGGUAUGUGAUGGCAGUGGACGAGCCUCGGACAUCCUGGCAUUCGGCCACAAGUACUCAGAGGAGGGAGGCCUCAUUAAUGAGUCUUUGCGGGACCAGCUGUUGGUCACCAUCCAGAAGACGUUUACGUACAGCCGUACUCAGGCCCAGCACCUCUUCAUCAUCCUCAUGGAGUGCAUGAAGAAGAAGGAGCUGAUCACGGUGUUCCGAAUGGGUUCAGAGGGACACCAGGACAUUGACCUGGCUAUCUUGACAGCUUUACUGAAAGGUGCCAAUGCUUCAGCCCCUGACCAGCUGAGCCUGGCUCUGGCCUGGAAUCGCGUGGAUAUCGCCCGCAGCCAAAUCUUCAUCUAUGGACAGCAGUGGCCUGUGGGCUCUCUGGAGCAGGCCAUGCUGGAUGCGCUGGUGCUGGACCGUGUGGACUUUGUGAAGCUGCUUAUUGAGAACGGCGUGAGCAUGCACCGAUUCCUCACACUUUCCAGGCUGGAGGAACUCUACAAUACGAGGCACGGACCAUCCAACACCCUGUAUCACCUCGUCAGAGAUGUGAAAAAGGGUAACCUGCCACCCGACUAUCGCAUCAGCCUGAUUGACAUUGGGUUGGUGAUUGAGUAUCUGAUGGGCGGGGCCUAUCGCUGCAACUAUACAAGGAAGAGGUUUCGAACCCUCUACCACAAUCUGUUCGGCCCUAAAAGGCCAAAGGCCCUGAAGCUGCUUGGAAUGGAGGACGACAUGCCAAUCCGAAGAGGGCGCCAGAAGACCACACGGAAGCGAGAGGAGGAGGUGGACAUUGACUUGGACGACCCAGAGAUCAACCACUUCCCUUUCCCCUUCCAUGAACUGAUGGUGUGGGCAGUGCUGAUGAAGAGGCAGAAGAUGGCGCUCUUCUUCUGGCAGCACGGCGAAGAGGCCAUGGCCAAGGCCCUGGUGGCGUGUAAGCUCUGCAAGGCCAUGGCGCAUGAGGCAUCAGAGAAUGACAUGGUGGACGACAUCUCGCAGGAACUCAAUCACAAUUCCAGGGAGUUUGGGCAGCUGGCGGUGGAGCUGCUGGAUCAGUCGUACAAGCAGGAUGAGCAGAUGGCCAUGAAGCUGCUCACCUACGAGCUGAAGAACUGGAGCAACGCCACCUGCCUGCAGCUGGCUGUAGCCGCCAAGCACCGCGACUUCAUCGCCCACACGUGCAGCCAGAUGCUGCUUACUGACAUGUGGAUGGGGCGGCUGCGCAUGCGCAAGAACUCCGGCCUCAAGGUGAUUCUGGGCCUGCUGCUGCCUCCCUCCAUCCUGAGCCUGGAGUUCAAGAACAAGGACGAGAUGUCGUACAUGCCUCAGGAGCAGGAGGCCUACCUGCAGGAGAAGGAUUCGGACGAGGCCGACAAGCCGGCCAAGGACAAAGAGGAGGAGGACAUGGAGUUCACCGUAAGAGCAUACUGUGAGGCGCAGUACAACUCCGUGGCCAUGCUGGGGAACGUGAGCUCAGAAGCAUCUUGUAAGAAGGAAGUGCAGGAGGUUCAGCACCGGCAUCGCCUGAUUCCGGUGGGCCGUAAAAUCUAUGAGUUUUACAACGCUCCCAUCGUCAAGUUCUGGUUCCACACGAUGGCCUACGUGGGCUACCUGAUGCUGUUUAACUACAUUGUGCUGGUGAAGAUGGACCUGUGGCCUUCUCCUCAGGAGUGGAUCGUAAUCGCUUACAUUUUCACCAAUGGUAUAGAGAAGAUGAGGGAGAUCCUGAUGUCCGAGCCGGGGAAGCUGCUGCAGAAAGUGAAGGUGUGGCUGCAGGAAUACUGGAACAUCACUGACCUCAUGGCCAUCCUCAUCUUCUCCAUCGGCAUGGUGCUCCGCCUCCAGGACCCGCCACUCAUGAGCUACGGGCGGGUCAUCUACUGCGUCAACAUCAUCUACUGGUACAUCCGCCUGCUCGACAUCUUCGGAGUGAAUAAAUACCUGGGCCCCUACGUCAUGAUGAUUGGCAAGAUGAUGAUUGACAUGAUGUACUUUGUGAUCAUCAUGUUGGUGGUGCUCAUGAGUUUUGGGGUGGCACGUCAGGCCAUCCUGAACCCUAACGAGGACCCCUCCUGGAUGUUGGCACGCAACAUCUUCUUCAUGCCCUAUUGGAUGAUCUAUGGCGAAGUCUUUGCUGACCAGAUUGACCAUGUGAAUAGUAGGAAGCUACAGAACAGGCCGAAUGAAAAACUCUGGCUGGUCGAAAAUUACAUUCGAGCUCAAGGAACUGGGCGUAACAGUGCACCAUGUGGACAGAACAUCACUACGGAAGAUGGCACCAUUGUGCCACUACCCCCAUGCAAGACUGGCGCAUGGAUCGUCCCUGCCAUCAUGGCCUGCUACCUGCUCGUGGCUAACAUCCUUCUGGUCAAUCUGCUCAUCGCUGUCUUCAACAACACAUUCUUCGAAGUGAAGUCCAUCUCUAACCAGGUGUGGAAAUUUCAGCGGUACCAGCUGAUCAUGACCUUCCACGAGCGCCCCGUUCUUCCUCCUCCCCUCAUCAUCUUCAGUCACAUGACCAUGGUUCUGAAGCACCUGUGCUGUCGCUGGAGGAAGCACGAUGAUGAUGAACGAGACUUUGGAUUAAAGCUCUUCAUCACAGAAGACGAGCUGAAAAAAGUCCAUGACUUUGAAGAGCAGUGUAUCGAAGAGUAUUUCCGAGAGAAAGACGACCGCUUUAACUCCUCCAACGAUGAGAGGAUCCGAGUGACGUCUGAAAGGGUGGAAAACAUGGCCAUGCGUCUGGAGGAAGUGAACGAGCGGGAGCACUUCAUGAAGGCCUCCCUGCAGACCGUGGACAUCCGGCUGGCCCAGAUGGAGGAACUGAUUGGCCGCAUGGCCGUGGCACUGGAGAGGGUGACAGGUGUGGACAGGGGCGAGGUGAACAAGGUUCGCUCCAGGACAUCGUCGGACUGCACUGACACCAACUACAUCCUCCGGCAGAGCAGCUUCAACAGCCAAGAGGGGAAUGCCUACCGGCUGCAGGAGUCUCUGGAGCAGGGUGGGGAGGAGUCUAUUUCACCAACCUCACCCACUGCACUGGCUCCGAGAGCGAGGAGCCACUCCUUCUAUGUGGGCCAUUCAUUCAGGGACAGGUGCGGGCCAGACCGCGCAGAGGGCUUCUUCAAGGAACGCUCUUUGAGCCUACACCGGGCUAAUAGCUCACAGUCUGUAGCAUCAGGAGCUGCCCCCAAAGAGUGCAAGCCUGCUCCUCUGAACACUCUGUCAGUGCAACAGCAGCAUCGGCCUUCAUCCUGUAUAGAUAUAUAUGUGUCUGCGUCGGAGGAGGCCCAGCCCACAGAGAGCUUCCUGGAGCCGAUCCGGACAGUUCCACCACUCGCACGAGAAUCCUCACUCCAUUCUGAGAUCAUGGAGGUAGUGAUGUCCGGGGGGCGGGACUACAGCGGGAGGGCGGGGGCAAGCGAAAGACAGUCCGAUGGCACAGUUUUAUUUGAGGACAGUGCCGCCGCUGACCUGUCGCUGUGCUCCGCCCACCUGCUGCCAGACACCCUUCCCCCCUGGGACAUUGACCCAUCCCCUCCACCCUCGGCGGGCAUCCUGGAACGUUCCAAGAGCAGCCGUUUCCUGUCUGCGGCAGGGCCCCUGUUCCUAGAUGAGCCUCCACUCGUGAAGUCCCACAGCCUGAUGUUCACACCACGCACCUACUAUGGAGGCAUUGGGGUGCAGGUAAAGGCAGCUGAGUACACCAGCAUCACGGACUGCAUUGACACCCGCUGCGUUUCCACACCAUACCCAGCACCAGAGCGAUCCGACUCACCUGGGGGCUCUUUCACUUUUGAAAAGCCCCAGGAUCUGGGCACUUCCCAUCCAGAGCGGGAUGCCGAGCUGAGCCACGCAGAGUCUGACCCCGAGGAGCCUGCUGAGGGCCCAGCCGACACCAGCAAACCUUGUCCCAGUGCAGGGGGAGGGAGCAGUGUGGGGGUAGAUUUGGGCCUGGGCUUAGCCCUUGGUCCCUUUUGCUCUCCAAUCUCCAGACUGGAGCGAGCCAAUAGCUGCUCCUCUUCUGAGGACUCCCAUUCGAACGUCUACGCCCGGAAGAGCUUCUCCAUCAGCGAGCGCAUGGACAAGGGCCGAGGGGCUGCCAGGAACCCCUUCCAGAGGAGCAAGUCUGGGGCCAGGCCCGAGGCCAAGACGGACACGCUGUCCUUGAGGAAGAUGGCCAAGCCGUCGGCCUUCCAGAGUUUUGAUGGCAGGCACAACUACACGUGAUGAUGGCGGAGGUCAAGGGAAAGGCGCAAUUGACAUCGUAGAUCUACAGUAGUACGCGUAGGAUGGAAAAAGAGGCUCUUUCUUGUUUGAUGUCCAAGGGCCCAUCCAUCAAGCAGUUAGCAUUGUUUGGGUGAAUUAUGUGCUCUACAUUGUAAUGGUCAUGGUUAGCAAAUUAGCACACUAUGACACCGUAGUACAAAUCUGGAUUUCCUUCAAUUAGACCAAUUGCCAUUUGGAUAAAACUAGUUCCCAGCUCCUUUGAACUGGUAAUGUCUAAUGUUCCUUCUUUCUGUGGAUUCAGGUUGAAAUAGCAUAGGAACAUAGGUAUUCACAACGACACAUGUUGAGCGGACUUGCAAUGCAUUGUCUGUAGAAAAAGAGGG
Colossoma macropomum (tambaqui) is the source of this 5769-nucleotide messenger RNA. It is a transcript of the gene trpm3, whose product is annotated as transient receptor potential cation channel, subfamily M, member 3. NCBI's taxonomy places the organism in Eukaryota, Metazoa, Chordata, Actinopteri, Characiformes, Serrasalmidae. The record is from RefSeq and is a predicted model, not a curated record. Gene Ontology annotation, cellular component: membrane. The coding region runs from base 122 to 5386 and encodes 1754 amino acids. The transcript has 26 exons. Gene Ontology annotation, biological process: protein tetramerization; monoatomic cation transmembrane transport. Gene Ontology annotation, molecular function: monoatomic cation channel activity.